Plasmodium vivax (malaria parasite P. vivax) is the source of this 2643-nucleotide messenger RNA. RefSeq lists its product as hypothetical. The transcript has a single exon. The record is from RefSeq and is a predicted model, not a curated record. Lineage: Eukaryota; Apicomplexa; Aconoidasida; Haemosporida; Plasmodiidae. Bases 1 to 2643 code for a protein of 880 amino acids.
AUGAAGGACGUGAAGCUGCUCCUGGAGAAGCUGCGCAUCAGCCGAGAAAGGGAGUUGGAGAGGGAGGUGCGAAUUCUUCUGGAGCUGAAGAAGCUGAGCGAUGGCACGAACAAGGCGGACGAGCAGGGCGCGGCGAACGGGGGGAGCGAUACGAACGGUGGGAGUGUUGCAAACUGUUCUAGCGGUGCAAACUGCCCAGACGGCUACCUCCACUACGUGCGGAAAAAACUCAACGGCGUGAGGAGGAAGACACUGUUUGAGCAGAGCUACUACCGAAACGCCCUCAACUGCUACGACCAUGCGGAGCACUACAGUAAGGUGCUGAAGAACACCCCGAAUCACCUCCAAGGGGGAAGCGAACCCGAAUGGAAAAAAGAAAUCAUACAGAGGGAGGAUCUCUUGACCUUUUUCCAUGCCUACUUGGUGAGGAAGUACUGUGAGCGUAACUUCCUCAAAUGCGUUCAUAACGAUUUCGUAAGAUCGAUUACGUACACCUCUUUGGAGAAAGACCUUUUCUUUAACUUUGUUUCUGCCAGUCGGUGUGUCCUUGCUAGAUGCUUGCAGAAGGUGGAGGUCCUCUCGGUGGAGACGCAAAAUGAGACCCUGGCGCAGCUGCUGAACCGGUGCAAAAAUGUCAUUCUGGGGGUGCAAAGAGAGUUGGCCGCUUUACAGGAGAGGGAUAAACAAAUUGCGAAGGAGCAGCUGGUGGUAGCCGAUGAGGAAACGAACGAUCUGUGUAGCAGCUUAGCGAAGUACUUCCCCUUUUUGGAUGAGCGCUUUGGGGAGAGCAGACACAACGCGCAUGUGAAGGAGCUCUACGGGGUGUAUGCCUUUGUUUACGUUUUUUCGAACGUUUUCUACGUCAGUUCGCUGGCGGUUGGCGGGGCCAAGGCGGGGAGGCUGAGCGGCGAGUUGAGCGGUGACGAGGUUGGAGAAACGAUUAACCACGUGAGCGACGACCUACACCGCGUCGCUUCGCACCGCUUCUCCUCGCACCGCCUCUCCGCGCACCACUUCUCCCUGUACCGAACGCUCAUCGAGCAGUUCGCCGGGGGGGACUUCAUGGAGCUGAACGAAACGAUGCUCUACUUCCUGUCGCGGGGGGGUAGCAGCAAUUCGGAUGACAUCCUCCACAAUUUAAACGCAUUGAGAAAGGCAACCUCCCUGCAGAGCGACUUCUUCGCUGCCAUGGGGGGGAAGCAAAUCGGGGGCCACUCACAGAAGAAGGACCAUACGAAUGACUGCACAGUUAACCAGAAGACGAACCACAUAGCGAGGGAGGAGCACCCCCCCCUGUCGCCCUGCAUCAAUCAUUUCUUCUACAUAGGCAUCGAUUUCGAUAAAACGAUCAUCAAGAAGGAUUCCUAUUCUGCGUUUUUUAAAAUUUUGGAGAAGCACUACUUCAAACAGAGCGUCCGGAGAGGAAAGGACACCCUCACAGAAGAGGACAUUUCCUUUUUCGACAGUUUCUCAUUAGAAAAAAUGAAAGACAAACCGGAGCCGACGAUACAGGAGAGGAUCGAGUACAUACACAAGCUGGGCCACUGGUUUGUCCGCAAAGAGUUAGAAAUAUUAGAGGAGCUAAAGAAGGACCAAGAGAGCAAAGCAGAAGCGUAUUCUAAAUCGUAUUACUAUUAUUUGAACCAAGUGGAUAGGGUGCAUGUGAAUUACUCUAUGCUACUCUCCUACUAUGAUGUGUUUAAGGACGUUGACGUGGAUGUGUUGAAUGGGCUAAUCAGUGAGCACUACGAGCGGUUCGAGCUGAACGACUAUUUCUUGGAGACCUUCCUGCAUCUGCUGAGUCAUAAGAUGAGCAACCGGGACUCCUUCUACUUUGACGUCAUCACGCUCAACUUGAAGAAGCAAAUAUGCCUCUACACGAUUCGGAACAGUUUGAUGCGGCUCCGCGACGGGGAGGAAGAGCAUCAGCCCAUAUCGGUGCAGCAGCCCCCAACACAUGAGCCGCUUCCCUUACCUGCGCCGCUCCCCGAGGACUACUACCGGACAUUUAAGAAGUACUUCCGCGUGUACUACUCCAAGACGCACACGUAUGACAAGCGCCUGCGCAAGUACACCGGCUCGUUCGAAUACAACCGAUUGAAGAUAAAGCACGAGGAGUAUCAGCCCAGGAGGGAUGGCAGUACCGGUGGAGGAGAGGACCCCCCCCAGGGGGUGAUUGAGAAGGUUUCCCUUUGCUCCUUCUACGACAAGACGGUGAUCAAAACGAGGGUGUGUUCGCUGCUGGGCCAAGUGAACCACAAGCUGUCCGCCUUCAUCGGGGACAGCCUCAUCGACCUGGACGCCAUGCUGCACUCGGACGUCGCCAUCCUGGUUGGCCACAACGAGCUGCUCAUCAGCUUUUGCCGGAAGCACAACAUCGUCAUCAAGCCCCUCGUGUGUGCAGCGGCGAAGAUUGAGCUCCUCGCGCGCAGCAGGGGGGCGAUUAGCAGCAACGGAGGCACUACCAACAAUGACGCGGCUAGCUGCAAUGGCGCCGCCACCCACGGGGCGGGCAACAAAUUCGCGCCCCUCACCGACCAGCGCGACGAGCAGCUCAACGACCUCUACGACGAGAGGGAAAAGGUCAUUUACUCCACGGAGAGCUGGCUGGAAAUCGGCAUCUUCUUCUUCGGCGACCUGUAG